CGGGUGAUCUUGUAGCUGCUCCGGUAGGUUUAGCGUGCGCGGGUUUCUGCAGUUCUGGGGUGAGCUUGCACGUUAGUUACGUCACCGGUGCUUGUCUCCUUGCUUGCUUAAGUUGCCACCACUUAGGCUUCUAUUGCAGAAAUCAUUCUAGACUCGAAAGGGCCGCGAAAACGUAACGACCUUGGUGACUGGCUUGCAAACUCCUGGCAGGGCUGCCUUGCACGGGUUGGACGCAGACGUUGGUUGUGGAUUUAAUUUUCUCCAGCUUUGCAGCUAUUGUUUGGCCUCAUUAGCUUCUCAAAACUGGCGUCCCCGGUCUCGAGUGGAAGCUGAGGGCCAAAAACUCAAAAGAGCAAUUACUGUGUCAUCGUAAAGUGAUUAGAGUGAAUUUCCUAGUGGCUUCCAGAGGAGGAAAAAUAGCGACAUGAUUUCACCUAUGGCCCAAUAGAGAUUAGCCCCUCUAUUGUGGGCCCUUCACAAAGGUGGCCUGUUACCAUUCCUAAGUACCAAAAUGAGUGACCGCUAUUUAGAACAAAGGAUUAGUAUCAAAUUUUGUGUGAAAUUGAACAAGUCUGCAAGUGAGACCCACCAUCUUUUAAAAGAAGCUUAUGGGGAUGAAGUCAUGUCAAGGGCCAGAGUUUUUGACUGGCACAAGAGGUUUAAACAAGGAAGGGAAGAUGUUCGAGAUGAUGCCCGAAGUGGUCGUCCAGUCACCCAUCGGACAGAUGAAAAUAUACAGAAGGUCAAGGACUUGGUUUGUUCAAACAGGCGGUUAACUGUGAGGAUGAUGGCCGAAGAGUUAAAUUUAGAUAAAGAAACUGUUAGACUCAUUCUGAAAGAAAAUUUGAACAUGAGGAAAGUUUCUGCAACAGUUAUAUCUGGCAUUUUGGAGGAUGAGCCUAAAGCUCGAAAACUUAACUUUCGCUCUGACCUUUCAAGGGAAACUAGGAAAAAUAGCCCGUGUGUGAGGAAAAAGUUAAGUUUGCAAACAUGGAGUCAUCUCCAGAGCAAAGCUGGUGAGGAAAUGCUUCUGCCAGUAUCCCAUCCCAGAACCCACUACCAUGCCAGCCACCUUCUGCAGGCUUCAUCUUCAGCAAGUCUUCCUGCCAGAGUAACUCAGGACUGGUUCACACCAUGGUGAAAGGAAUGCCAAGUAGCUGAACCUAAGCUAGAAAGCUGCCUCACUAUUAAGCAUCUUCAUUUGCUGCUCAUCUAUUUUCAGUCUUCUCUACCAUACCCCUCUAUGUGUCAUGACCCUCCUACUUACUGUUUGCUGGACUAUUGGACCGUCUUCCUUGCUGUUCUCAAACUCUGAGGAACUCUUGGCUAUUGACUUCUGGUACUUACAUGUUCUUGAUUUGUUUAAUAAGUUUGGAUUUCUUCACUGCCCAGACUUUAGCUUGCCGUGGCUAUCUUGUUCCUUUUUUCCCAAUAUUCUGCCUCAGGUGAUCAUGCCAGUGAAAGGUGGGAACAGAGCCUUUUGGAGUCUGUAUGUCUGUGCCCAGGGAGGCAAGCUCCUCUGGGAGGACCCCAAAAGAAGGCUUACAGUUCCACCAGCUUCAGUCAGGUCUUGAGGUAUGGUACAGAAGGCAGUAGCAUGCUGACAUAUCCAGCUAUGGUGGGCUUAAGGGCCAAUCUGGCCCAAAUGACUCAGUGGGAGUCCCUCAGAACUGAAGUAUUGGCCCUCAAUACUGAUAUACUCACAGACCUACACCUCCCAGAAGAGAGGCAACCAGUGUUACCACUUUCUUCAGGAAACAAUUUGGUUACCUCUGAUAUUCAAGAAACAUGAAACUUUCUCAGAUACAGCGUCAAAAUCUCAUGCUUCCAGCAACCAUAUCUUUUUUGGCCAAAGAAGCUCCACCUAACCAUAGGAAAUCAAGCCUGGCUCUCUGUGAAGUGUCAGAAGAGCUGGCCAUCUGCAAACUCAGACCAUAUUUCUCAAGCUCAGUCAGUGAAUCUCUUUGGCCUUCAGCCUGAUGCCUGCCCCUGGCCUCAUUCUUCUUCACAAUCCACAUGGAAUGUUAUAUGCCACAGCUGAAUGUUCAGGAGGAACAGACCUUCCAGAGCAGGCACUGCAUCAGUGAUUUAUCUAAUUCUCUCACUACCCAUCACCCCACUCCACCUUGCUCUACCUGCCCCGCUUGCAAUGAUAAAACCAGAAAGGAUGAAAAGUUCACCAGAUCUUUGACUUUGAAAAACAUGUGGAUGGUUCUGCAAUCUUCUGAAUUUGAGUCCUCUUUGAGAUGUUAUCAUUUGAAAAGAAUGCGUACUUGAUGCCUGCUCUCCAUAGCCAUCCUAUUAGAUCCCAAGUCCAGAUUUUCCACUGGAUAUGCCCAGAUAAAUCAGAGUGCUAAAUGACUUGAGGACAUGGAGUAAAGGAGUUGGGUACUACUAGAGAAAUGUCUGUCACUGCUCUACUGUUACAGACACUGCUCGGCCAGCCUGCUAUUUUCAUACAUCGCCACCAACAAGUUUUCUCACUAGGCUCCCAUGGGAUUGGUUUUCACCAGAGUCCCAUGUGGCUCAAUUAGUAAUGGCCUUCCUUUGCUGCUGGAACUGUUUAUGUUACCUUGUGUUCACCAACUGGUUCUUCAGUUUGAUCAGACAUCUCAGAUUUUCCAGGCCUUUCUAUCCUACUCAAUUUGACUAAAAACGAUAUUGCACAAGGCAACCCUCAUGUAUUUCUGUUCUCUAGUCUCUGACUAGCCAGAUCCUUCCAAAUAACAGAAGUUGCAUCACCCCUCUCCUGGUAUUAAUUCCAGAAGCAAAAAAAAAAAAAAAA
Messenger RNA from Choloepus didactylus (southern two-toed sloth), 2785 nucleotides. RefSeq names its product GVQW motif containing 3 (gene GVQW3). Bases 512 to 1141 code for a protein of 209 amino acids. The transcript has 2 exons. Lineage: Eukaryota; Metazoa; Chordata; Mammalia; Pilosa; Megalonychidae. The record is from RefSeq and is a predicted model, not a curated record.